Molecule: messenger RNA, 1371 nt
Organism: Aspergillus niger
Lineage: Eukaryota; Fungi; Ascomycota; Eurotiomycetes; Eurotiales; Aspergillaceae
Exons: 2
Coding region: 1-1371 (456 amino acids)
Source: RefSeq, a predicted model, not a curated record
AUGGAGGAAAUCAAAUAUCGUUGUCGAACUGUCCACCCUCUUACUUGCAAUGCCAUGGUAUUCACAGGACUUAUCGUGGACGCGCAGCUCGAUGAAAUUGUGUUAAGGCAGACGGCGGCUCAGCUGGUGAAGAGCCGCCCGUAUGCACUCUCAUCGGGCUCGACUGUCGACUUUGAAAGUCGGACGCUCCCCAAAAGUGCAACAUCCUGGAAACGAGGCAUACUUCAUUCCAUAGAAUGCAAUCAGCCGACCAUUAGUGACUCCCUCAACCCAGAAGAAUUGGAUGAUGCUUUCAUCUUUGACGUACCUGGCGCGCCUGCGAAUGUCUUCCUCAUUCGCGCUACUCUUUUCCGCGACGCCACCCUACUCUGCUUCGGCAUCAGUCACCAUUUGGCUGACCGCACUGCCGCCUACGACGUGAUUCGGGCCUAUUGUGACCGGCUUGCCGGGCGCCCCAUCCCAUCGUUGCUGCUCCCAUCCGAUGCGUGUGGCCAGCAAAUGUCGGACCGGGUGCUUCUCAGCGGCAAGCACGGAAGGUCACUUCGGUCUAUAACUUACGCAGAGCAUCUGGCCAACUUCACCGCUGGGUUCUGGCCGAUCUUACUGCUCAUGAUCAGAGUAAUUUUGUGUCUGCUGCUGCGCAAGCUAUGUUUGCAAGAAACCCUGGAGGAACGGUACAUUUACCUCCCGGACGACUGGGUUGGCGCCGUGCACAGAGGAGCACUCGAUACUCUCGCUGCCAUGCCUGUGGGUGCCCAGCCCUCGUGGGAUACCCAGCCGACCAGGAACAACAUUAUCAAUGCCUGGUUCCUCAAAUCGGUCUACAGUGCUAUCCCGAGCAGUCGAGCUGACAUGUAUUUCUAUGGUCCGCUCAGUUAUCGGUGUGUGGUUGAGCCUCCCCGGCCAGGGACCUACUGGAUUCAUAACAGUAUCGGGCUACUGCGGCACAAGCUGUCAGUGGCUCAGAUCCAGAACGAGCCAGUGGCUAUGCUGGCGGGCCGACUCCGCUUGGCCAGCUUGCGGUUCACCUGCCCGGCAUCCAUCAAGGCGUUUCUGCAGAUGUGCGAGGAUCAUGCGUCACAGCAGAUGCUGCCGAGAAUCCCCGCCAAGGGACGAAUACCGAUGGUGAUGGUCACCACAUGGACAGGGUUCGAUUUCGCAUGCUUGGACUUUUCGAGCGCCGCGUGCGACCGGAGCAAACCAGCCAAAGUCCUCUUCGUCCAUCCCCUUGUUCGGAGCCUGCGACAGGGAGUGUGGCCCUCUGCAUAUACGCUGAAGAGUGCGCAGGGUGGUGGGUACUGGCUGCGAGCCUGGAAUACUUUCUCGGGAUGGAAGAAGUUCAGUCAAAUGGUGGAUGUCGAUACUCUAUGA